UUCUACUUCCCUUCCAUUAGACUGAGUCUACAAAACCCUCUGUGCUCCUGCUGCUUCUCGCUUCCCCACCAUGCCUCGCUCUUUCCUGGUGAGGAGGGGGGGCUCUCACCCUCUGCGCCCCAAAGCAGGUAGCCCCUGCUUGGGCACGACCCCGGUGCCAGUGGGUCCCUCAGAAACAGACAAGAGGCAGUGGGGUACCCUUCAGGGACAGCCGUCACCAAAGAGUGCAGUGUCUCUAGUGACACACAAUGAGGCCUACCCACCACAGCCCUCUCCACCUCCAGCCCUCCACCCUCCCUCACAUAGUCCCCCUUACCUUCACCCCACCAGUCCCAUGUCUUCAGGUGAUAGAGCUGCGCUGCACCACCACUCUCCCUCCCAGUUGAACCCUGGCAGCCCUGCUGAGGAGGUGGGCUCUCCCCUCCUGGUAGAGACCCGACACAGAGACUGUCCCCAGAUCAGUGACCACAGGACCACUGGGACUGUAUGUCCACUGUGUGGAAAGAGUUUCUUUUCUUUCUCCAGUCUGGAGUCCCACGUCCACAAGUCCCAUGGUGGCAGACACAAGCAGUCAUCAGCACACAUCAAGACCCACAGUCAGCCGUACGGCAAUAGGCCAGACCUGGGUUUGAGCUACAGGGUCAAGGAGCGUACUUUUGGCUGUAAGGUGUGUGGGAAAGUGUUCAAGCGCUCCUCCACCCUGUCCACUCACCUGCUAAUCCACUCUGACACGCGGCCCUACCCCUGUCAAUACUGUGGCAAAAGAUUUCACCAGAAAUCUGACAUGAAAAAACACACCUUCAUUCACACAGGUGAGAAGCCCCAUGUGUGCCAGGUGUGUGGCAAAGCCUUCAGCCAGAGCUCCAACCUCAUCACCCACAGUCGUCAGCACAGUAGCAACCAGCCCUACCAAUGCCUCUAUGGCUUCCAGCGCAAAUAGGACCUGAGACAAAACCAGAAGAACCACCUUUAGGUCAAGACCCUGGCUAAGAGCUGAUCUGAGCUCAGUUUUCACAACCGGGAGAACCACUGUACAUAGAUAGCAACUCAAACACCCUCACAUGGUCAUAGCUGACCCCAGAUCAUGUUUUCAUUAUAAGGGGCACCACUGGACAAGCUAAACAGAAGCUGGGGAUGGAUGGAAGAAGGGAAGGAUGCUACACUAAAAAUUCGAACGAACUUUUACCUUGACUGUAGUUGAAUCCCAACUGUAUAUUUUGCCUACAUAUAUAUAUAUAUAUAUAUAUAUAUCUGUUUUUUCAGUGUCAUCAUAGGGUCAUAUCUGAAAAUGUUGAAAACACCUUUGAAACAUUCCAAUCCCAUUUAUAUUCCAAAGUAUCGCUUUCUUAAGUGUGUGCAUUAAAAAUCGUUGUUAUCCACUUUCAGAUUUGGAUAACAACAAGAUAUUAUUGUUAUGAAUGAAUGAUCAUUGUUUUUUUUAGUGAUCAAACUCCCUUGCUUUUUAAUGACUUACCUCUCGGGGUGGUUUUAAAGGUAUGUCACUUUGAGAUAAAAGUAGUUAAACCGUGUGCAACGUCCGCGUAGGUCCUCUGCAAUUCUCUGGAAAUGAAUCAUUAUCUUCAUUCUUUAAUUCUCUGGAACGGAAACAUUUACCUGGAUUUAAAUACCUGUGAUGGGCUGAGAAAGCCCCCUCUCUAUCAGGGCUACCCUAUAAAAGCACAGCCAAAAGCACUGCACUAAAACACCUGAUCCCUUCGACCUUCAAGCCCUCCACUGCACCACAGAGGAAGAACACCCAGACACAGGUAAAUACAUCAUUUAAAAUACAUGCUUUAGGUUUUAAAAUCACUAUUGGUCUUAUUGUGACCUUAUCCCCAGGCUUAAUUGCUACAGAGAGAGAGCCGGCUGGGGACAAGAUUAGCCUCAUGGUGACAUACCUGAGCAGGGAUGACUUAAGGACCUUACAGUUAUGUUAUGUGUAUGGGGUACAUUACAGUGAUGGAUCAGUCAUUCAAAAAUCCUGUUAACCACUGUCAUUGCACACAUAGCGAAUCAAUGUAAUUUAUUAAUUCGAUUUGAAGUAAAUGUUUUGUCCUGAACUAAUUUAAGCUUGCCAUAACAAAGGGGUGUGAAUACUUAUUAUAGGUACUGUCUGUAGUAUAACAUCC
Molecule: messenger RNA, 2129 nt
Organism: Salvelinus fontinalis (brook trout)
Lineage: Eukaryota; Metazoa; Chordata; Actinopteri; Salmoniformes; Salmonidae
Product: zinc finger protein Gfi-1b-like
Exons: 5
Coding region: 71-940 (289 amino acids)
Biological process (GO): regulation of transcription by RNA polymerase II
Molecular function (GO): RNA polymerase II cis-regulatory region sequence-specific DNA binding; DNA-binding transcription factor activity, RNA polymerase II-specific
Source: RefSeq, a predicted model, not a curated record